This is a messenger RNA of Papaver somniferum (opium poppy), 1440 nucleotides long. Its product is annotated as cytochrome P450 71B35-like. The record is from RefSeq and is a predicted model, not a curated record. Gene Ontology annotation, molecular function: monooxygenase activity; heme binding; iron ion binding. The transcript has 4 exons. NCBI's taxonomy places the organism in Eukaryota, Viridiplantae, Streptophyta, Magnoliopsida, Ranunculales, Papaveraceae. Bases 1 to 1440 code for a protein of 479 amino acids.
AUGGAGCUUUUUCCUUACAAUUUAGUUCUACUACUUCCUCUUGUCUUCCUUCCUCUAUACUUCCUCGUCAAAUUCAGUCACCAAAACAAACAUAGUACACCUCCUGGUCCUCCGAAACUUCCCAUCAUUGGCAACUUACAUCAACUAGGCAAACCUCCUCGUCACAUUCUACAUAAACUCUCGCAAAAAUACGGCCCCGUCAUGCUUCUACAACUUGGUAGUGUACCCACGGUUGUAAUCACAUCGGCAGAGGCUGCCGAACAAGUCUUGAAAACAUAUGAUCUUGAUUUUUGUACUAGACCUCCUUUUGCUGGUCCGAAACGCCUUACAUACAAUUACUUAGAUAUUGCUUUUGGCCCUUAUUGUGAGUAUUUGAUAGAGAUGAGAAAACUAUGUUUUCUUCAUCUUCUUAGUAUGAAAAGAGUGCAAUCUUUCGCGGUAAUCAGAGAGGAGGAACUUUCACUUAUGAUUGAUUCUAUAUCUAAUUUUACUGAUCCUAUUGAUCUUUUUAAAAUGUUGAUAAGUUUAACAGACGAGAUUCUAUCGAGGAUUGCUUUUGGCAAGACAUUCCAAAGCAGAGAUGAACUCAGUGAUGGUAGACUUCAAGAAAUCCUUUAUGAAACCAUGCCAGACCCAGUAUUGAAUGGUUUUUCAGCGUCUGACUUUUUUCCUAGUGUAGGUUGGAUUUUUAAUAGGAUCACUGGUGUCUAUGGAAGAAUUGAGAAAUCCUUUCAUGAUUUCGAUGAAUUCUUUCAGCAAAUCAUAGACUUGCAUCUCAGCCUGGAGAGAAACAAAUCCGAACAUAAAGAUCUCAUAGACGUUUUGCUGAAAAUCAAGGACGGAUCGAGCACUGUUCGUCUCACUAAUGACCAUAUCAAAGCAGUUCUUCUGGAUGCAUUUCUUGCUGGAGUAGACACAUCUGCUGUAACUAUGAAUUGGGCAAUGGUAGAACUGGCUAGAAAUCCAGACGCAAUGAAGAAAGUUCAAGGAGAGAUUAGGAACUAUGUCGGAACAGCAAAAGGGAAGGUAGAAGAAUCAGAGCUUGGUCAAUUCUUGUACCUAAAAAUGGUGGUUAAAGAGACUCUCCGACUACACCCACCGGGACCAUUGUUGCUUCCAAGAGAAUGUACAAAGCAUCACGUUAUCAGCGGAUACGAUGUAUACCCAAACACAAGGAUCCUAAUAAAUGCAUGGGCUAUCGGGAGGAAUCCAGAGUAUUGGGACAAGCCAGACCAAUUUAUCCCAGAGAGGUUUGAAGAUUUCUCCAUUGAUUUUACAGGAGGACAAUAUUCUGAUCCUACCGACAAAAUUUUGAUUUCAUACCUUUCUUUGGGCGGAGGUCGAAGGAGUUGCCCUGGAAUGAAUAUGGCACCCAUAUCGAUGGAGCUAAUCCUGGCCAAUCUACUAUACUGCUUUAAUUGGGAAUUGCCAAAGGCAUGA